CAGGGCAUGUUGAUUAAUAAACCUGGUCACAUGCGUUCACGUGGUUGGAGUAUACGGAGAAUCAGCCCCACCCAGUCAACAUGGAGUAUUGGAAGGAGCACUAUCUUGACGUGUAUGUUCAAGACGCCACGGCUCAGAUACUUCAUGCUAGCACCUGCAACAAUGGAAGAAAGGACUGGGAAGAUAAGAAUCAGCCAAUUUCGUAUCUGCUUCAGUAUUUCAAAUCAGUACAAUCUGGAGUCCAUGUCAUGUGUCGCCCCUACUCAUACAUCACUGCUACACCUCACAACCGUCAAUCCUUCAUUAAAGUAGUCUGGUUAGGAUUGGGUGGGAUUUUGAACCUGGGAGAAGCUGUUAGUCAAGGAGAAAUGAAAGAAGAGCACUACCACCAGUUACUGGAGCUUUUCUGCCCUGAUUUUCCUGUUAGCAUUGUAAACGAAGCAAUGAAAAUCACUUGCAAGGAAGAUGAGGAUUCUGCUAGCUUCGUUGAUUUCUUAUAUACACUACAGAUAUUGUUUUAUUAUCAAGAGUUCUUGAGUGGAUGCAUGACUGCAGCUUUGACUCCAUCACUAGGACCUGUUGUAAUAUUACCUGCAGAAAUAGCAGUGGAAGGGGAAAGAGGAGAUGCUACUACAGACUGCAGCAUUAAAGAAACAAGCCAUACUAAAGAUUCAUUGAUGCAAUCAGUCAAAUCCUAUCACCAGGAGUUGGCUGAAAAAAAGAUACCUGUCCCUCCUUUGUCAGUGAUAGAGCAAGCACUACAGAGCUUGGAAGAGGAAGAAGUAUCCAGACACAAUCAAGAUUUUAAAAAGAAAUUGUGCAAAUCUGAGGCAUUGAGUGAUGCUAUUGGAGUACUACCAUCAAGAAAGUCAAAGUGAUCAUCAAAAAAAUUCAAGUUACAAAGUGAUCAUCAAACUUCAUAAUUUUUUGGCAUCUUCCAUUACGUGCAUGCACUUUUGAUUAAUAAUAGUUAACAAUAACAGCUGAAAUAUUUAUGCUAGAACAUACUUGGCAUUAAUCUAUCAUUAUAA
Amphimedon queenslandica is the source of this 1031-nucleotide messenger RNA. RefSeq names its product UPF0705 protein C11orf49 homolog. The coding region runs from base 81 to 878 and encodes 265 amino acids. The record is from RefSeq and is a predicted model, not a curated record. The transcript has a single exon. NCBI's taxonomy places the organism in Eukaryota, Metazoa, Porifera, Demospongiae, Haplosclerida, Niphatidae.